Symbiodinium pilosum is the source of this 1073-nucleotide messenger RNA. Lineage: Eukaryota; Dinophyceae; Suessiales; Symbiodiniaceae. The record is from the annotation of a GenBank genome assembly.
AUCGGCGGAUCGACGACUCCCUUGCGACCGCCGAUUGGACGAUCAGGGACAAGUUCAUGGCGAGUGGCAAAGGUCGCACUGCCCUGCCGGGGCAAGCUAUGGAUCUUGAUGUCGUCUCCGAUGGCGAGGGUGUUCCGGACGAUGAGGUCACCCACGUGCCUGCUGCCGCAAAGCGCAAAGGAGAGGCUGGCGCCUCCCCUACUAAACGGGCGGCCUCCGACUGCGGCGAGGGCAUCACAGUGGCUAUGUUGAAAUCGCUGUUCGCAGAGCAGACAGCGGACCUGAAGGCCAGUUACAGAGGUGAAAUGAAGGAUGCAAUCAGGGCGUGUGAAGACAGGCUUGUCAAGACGGUGGAAAAUGCAAAGGAGGACUUGACCUCUCGCAUCACCCGAGGACAGCAGGACAUUUCCAAGCUGCAAGCCAGCCAUGAGGCACUGGAGGCCCGUCUCGCGAAGAUGGAGCAGCACAAGCCGAGCGGGGGCUCCGGACUGUCGGAAGAAAGAGGGCCUGCCGUCGUGUUUGGAGGGUGGCGAACGGACACCAAAAAGACCCUGAUCCUGUCCGAUCUGAACGCGGUGCUCAAGGAUGUCCAGAUGGACCAGCAACUGGACAGUGCCCCCUGGGUUCCUGCAGUGCGCCACAGUAUCUCCAUCCUGGAAUUCAGGCAGAGGCAGAGUGAGAAUCUGGACGGAGUGAGGCGCCGGAUGCUGGCGGUGAUUGCGGCAGUGAAUGGAGCCAGGGUCCAGUCGGAGAACACGCAAGAGGGAAAGUUCAUCUGGGCCACAAUUAGUCGCCCGAGAAGCGAGAGAGGCCCUGGCUACCACUGCGGCAAGGUCAGGAAGCUGCUCUACCAGCUGGACAUCGGGGUUGCAGAAGCUGAGUGCGCGUAUAGCACGGGCAGUCUCUGGCUGAAGGACAGACUGGUGGCCUCGGUUGAGAAAGUUGCCAACAACAUGGGGGUUAAGAAGGGAAAACUGGACCACUCCUGGAUUGACACGGCGUUGAUCGCAGAGCUCUCGGGCAGGAAGCAGGUGGACAUUGACGAGGCAUGGGAUGGGAUUGCGCAGAGCUGA